AAUUUACAAAAUAAAAUAACAAUGCGACGGCAUUGGUUGGAUUGGUGCCGUCUAUGCGCAAACGAUAUCGCCACCAUCGACGUGCGCAAAAAAGAUGCAUACAAGAAGAUUAUUAGUAAGGUCUUCGAUGUGGAAAUUGGACAAGAGGAACCCGCAUUGGGUGCGAUGCUGUGUAAUGAAUGUUACUCCUUGGUUGAUGACUUAAUUCACUUUGUCGAUAAUGUCAACAAAGUCCAACCGAUCUUUGAAUUAUUGCGACACUCGGAGCCCAAUGAGCAUCUCAACGUGCGGGCUUUGCGGCAUCAAUAUGGACUUUCGACAAGGUACAAGGCUGAGCCAUCAGAGGUUGAGAUCUUGAAUAGCCGUGACAAAAGCAUGGAGCUAGAUAUUCCAGAUUUUAUGGACGACGAUAUUUCCCAAGCUGACAGUUCAUAUUCAACACCGCCAACACCAGCUAAAAGAAAACGCGGUCGUCCCAAGAGCUCUAAGAAACUUAACAAUAGUGUAGACCGCACUGACGAACAUGAAGUGAUUACUCCAAACUUUCCAACUGAACACUGCAAAGAGGAACUAUCGAUUAAGGUCCAGGUGGAGGCUUUAAGUAACUCUGAUGAGGGCGUCGAAGAAGAACUGGUUGAAAAUCACAUAUGGCUAGAAGAUUAUCCUAUGGAAGAUAACGAGCAAACAUUGAAAAAUGCUUUGAAAAGAAAACGUAAGCAACGCAAGGAGUACUUAAAAAUUGAGCGUGCAAUAUCACCCGACGAUUUUGACGCCUUGUCAGAGAAUUACUCAUUAAAAUCGGCAACCGAGAUGGAUAAACUGAAAUUUGAUCCAGCUAAUUACAAGGAGUCUGAGACACAUGAGAUCUCAAAUACAGAAGAAACGGCGCACAUUCCAAUUACAAGAAAACGGGGUCGCCCCAAAAAAAAUCAAGUGCACAUUCAGGAUGAAGAGAAUUUAAAUGAGUCGAAUCUCUCGAAAUGUAAAAAUGUGGCACUAGCGAGACUCUUAUCCGCAUCCCCACAUUCGGAGAAUAGUGUGGACGACAAACAAAAUAAAAAACGGCCAGUUACAUGCAACAUAUGCAACAAGGAGUUAGCAAACGAAAAUUCAUUGAAGCAGCACGAAGAGCGUGUCCAUAUGAAGAAGAAGCCCGUUGUCUGCGAUUCCUGUGGCAAGCGGGUCAGCAACUUUUCAGAACUCAAGGAGCACAUGCUUGUCCACACCGAGGAGCGUCCAUUCGCAUGUCCAGUGUGCAAUGCUAGUUUCAAGAAUCAAAAGCGUCUCAAAAUACACAGCCAAUCACAUGGAACGCCCAAGUACGAAUGUGAGAUUUGUGGCAAGAAACUGCAAACGCGUGCCAUAUGGAAUAAACAUAAGUACGUGCACACAAACGAGAGGAGAUUUAAAUGUAGUAUAUGCGGAACUGCAGUUAAAAACUCAACGGCACUAAAGGUUCAUCUUUUGAGCCACACAGGAUUAAGGCCAUACGCUUGCAAAUACUGCAACAAGGCCUUUGCCAGUGGCGUCAAUUGUAGGGACCACAAAAUAAAGAAACAUCCAGAGGAGUUUGCAAAAGAUGAUGAUAAAUCUUCGAGAAUUCAAUCGGUGCCCACUUUGGAUGAGCUACGUGCCUUAGCUGAGGGCAUGGAGAAAAGCGAGAGGCUGCGAAGACCGAGAUGUGCAGAUAAUUAAUAAAUUUGCACAAUUU
Messenger RNA from Drosophila innubila, 1711 nucleotides. Its product is annotated as zinc finger protein weckle-like. Bases 22 to 1695 code for a protein of 557 amino acids. The record is from RefSeq and is a predicted model, not a curated record. NCBI's taxonomy places the organism in Eukaryota, Metazoa, Arthropoda, Insecta, Diptera, Drosophilidae. The transcript has 4 exons. Gene Ontology annotation, molecular function: zinc ion binding; DNA binding. Gene Ontology annotation, cellular component: nucleus.